AAUACGAAUAACUGAAGCAAACGGCCAACACAUGUGUGUCAGUACAGUCAGUGUUUGGCUAUUAUUAUAGUCAAUGAAAUGAUGAGCCAAUUGAUUGUUAGCCAUUAAUGAAUGCGAUCCUUUUUUUUUUGGUCACAAUAUUUUUGUGGAUCUUAAAUCUCAAAGCGAUAUAUAAAAUAAUGUAAUAAUAUUUUAUAUAAAGAGUGAAGAAAAUAAUAGAAAAAGAAAGAAAAUAUAAGCAAAAUAUAUUUGGUUUCAAAAAAAGUGAAAAUAUUUAUUGAUUGCUACAGUGAUAUCACUACACAAAUUGCAUUCAAUUGGAGAGGAAAGGCCUACAAGAAAAAGAAAGAAAAUAACGAAAGGAAAGUCGUAUUCUAAAGAUUGUGAGGAAUGAUAAGUACAUUGUUUUGUGACAGCAAUUCAUAUCUGACCAGAAAUAAAGUCUUAACAUAUAAUAAAUCGAUGAGAUAUCGCCGAGAAAAAUGAUUGUCGAGAAACAAGUCGACAAUAAGUCAAAAACAACGCAAACUAUGAGCACAUGGAGUAUAGCCGACUAUGAAAUGUACGGCAAUGAUAACAAUUGUGUUGUCACUAUCGACAACAAAUGUCUAUACAGGAGAUCCGUAUUUAGGAAAAGUCGUCAUAAUUUUCACAAAUUUCUAUAUUUAUGUUUAAUUUUGUGGAUUUCAGUGGUUAAUAUAUGUGAUGCUCUACAACAACACAUGCAAUAUGAACCACCAGUGUAUGCCUCGUAUACCACAACAAACAAGAGCAUCAACUUUACCCAUAUUGAGAUCGACCCGAUCUCUGGCCACAUAUAUGUCGGCGCUUCCAAUUGGGUCUAUCAAUUCAGUGCUAAUCUAACUCUUGAAGUGGCCGUACAAACGGGUCCACUGCGUGAUAGUCCAAUGUGUUCACCUGGCGAUUGUCACGGUGUCGAUGAGACACAAAUACCGUAUGUGAAUAAUAUAAACAAAGUGCUAGUCAUUGACCCGUUCAGCAAAAUGUUGAUCGCCUGUGGAUCAGUUCAUCAGGGGUCGUGUCAAAGACAUAGUUUGCGUGAUAUCGGACAGAGAGAAGAAUUAGUUACAGUUCCCGUUGCCUCUAAUGAUGAGAACUCGUCGACAAUAGCCUUAGUCGGACCGGCAAAGUAUUUUAGUCCACAUAACGCCAUACCAGUGCUAUACGUGGGGGCCACCAACUCACGGCUUGGUUCAUAUAGAGAUAUGGUUCCGGCCAUUAGUAGUCGGUCUCUUGAAUCCGGUCCCCGAUUAUUCAAUAUUAUUGAAAAGUCAUUUACUGAUAGCGCCAGAGUCGACAUUAGUUCUCAUUUAAGAGAUUACUAUCUCGUGAAAUAUGUUUAUGGCUUUCACGCAAAUGACUUCAUUUAUUUUGCAACCGUUCAAAGGAAAUCACACUUACGAGCGCUGGAAGAGUGGGGUUACAUAAGCCGUUUGACGCGUGUCUGUGUCAGUGACGCCGGAUUUCACACAUACACUGAAGUGACCCUUCAAUGUGUGGCACAGGACGGCCAAGAAUAUAAUCUAUUACAGGACGCCAUUGUCAUCAAAGUCGGCAAUGAUUUGGCGGAUGAGUUUCGCAUCGAAAGGGGAUCACAAGUAUUAUUAGGAGUGUUCUCCUCGAGUAUAGACCACUCUUCAAAGCCCGACCAGUAUUCGGCUGUUUGUGUGUUUCCCUUAUCACUAAUUGAACACAAGUUUACCCAAAACAUACACCUGUGCUAUAAUGGAAGUGUUUUGACUCGUAAUAUGGAUUAUAUUGCCGGCAGUGUUAAUGAGUGUCCGGAGCCCGGGAAAGCUGGAAAUAUACAGAAUUUUUGUAACGAAGCAAUCAAACUGAACGGUUCGUUGCCAAUUACUUCGACGGCAAUUAUUGUCUAUCAAAAUACCACAUUAACAGCUGUUACGGCCACUGUUACCGGUCAACAUACCGUUGCUUUUGUCGGUACCAGUGAUGGUGCCAUCAAAAAGAUUUUAAUAUCUGGCUCUACAGUGGGCGAAGAGUUUGAGGAUGUGAUUGUAGACAGGGGUCAUCCUAUACUUGGAGACAUACAUCUCGAUCACGAACAUCACCCUAAAUAUGUGAUCGCAUCGUCACCUUAUAAAAUAUCAAAAGUCAAGAUCGAGAGGUGUACCCAAUAUCAUGAUUGUGACCAGUGUUUGGCCGCCAGAAAUCCUUACUGCGGGUGGUGUUCACUAGAAAAGAGAUGUACGGUUAAGUCAGAGUGUAAUAACGCCACCAAUUGGGGUAUAUCUGAGCGCAUUAUCUCAUCUCCGCGAUGGCUUUCCUUAGAAACGACACAAUGUAUCGACUUUCAGGCCAUCAAACCCGAGUUCAUGCCUUACAAUACAGUUUCUAAUAUUGAACUACUUAUCUAUCAAUUGCCUCAAUUACCAUACGGUGCAAACUAUUUGUGUGUAUUUGGUGUCGGAUCGCCAAUUCCUGCCCGUGUUUCCCGUAAUGGACUUUCAUGUAUGGCACCAUCUGUUGCCUCCCGCCCUGCCAUUCCUCCCGGUGAAGAUCAUACAGUAGUAAAUCUGGCGGUCAGGAGUAGCGAAACCGAUACCGACUUCAUUAACCGGUCGUUCGUAUUUUAUGACUGCAGUGUCCAUAAAACAUGCAAAUCAUGUGUUACCAGUUCGUGGGCUUGCAAUUGGUGUAUGCAUGAGAACAUGUGUACACAUAACACAUCCCAAUGCGCCCGAAGGAUGAUUGUCGGCGAAAAUAGUCAUCAAAAUUCAUUAAUUAAGGGCCGACAGCACUGUCCAUCAUUUAGUAUCGACAAUGAGAUACUUAUACCUAACGGCGCUAAACGUGAAAUAACUAUUGAAGUCAGAAAUCUCAUCUCAUCUUUGGAGGGAUUCCAAUGUAUUGUCGAGAUUGAGGGCGCAAAGGAACGGGUGUUCGCCAGAGUCAGAGAUAAUAAAGUAAUUUGUGCCGAAAGUGUGUACACCUAUGAAGAAGAUGUGGGAGAAAUGAAAGGAGAGUUGACUGUCUUAUGGAACGGCGAUACGUUUAUUGACAAAACCAAUGUUACGCUAUACAAAUGCCAUUUACUGGGAAGUCAUGCCUCGAGACCUGACUGUUCAUUAUGUCAGACUCGAGACAAGAAAUACCAGUGCGUUUGGUGUUCCUCUCAGUGCUCAUACGUGGACUCGUGUGUGGAUAACCCGGCGCCCUCUUGUCCGCCACCCAGAAUCGAUUGGAUACAUCCCCUGUCGGGUCCAGUAGAAGGCGGAACACUGGUGGCCAUCGAAGGUUCCAAUUUGGGCUUAACUGAAGAUGAGAUCAGAGACAAAGUAGCGCUCGGAGGCAUUCCCUGUGUGACAGUUGAAUACAGUAUAUCCGUUCGUGUUGUCUGUCGUACGGGUGUCAGUCCUAUUGGUGAACAGUCGGCAGUUGUGGUUAUUGGCAACCGGGCCGGUGUGACCCGGGCUCAGGAAAAGUUUCAAUAUAAGACGGUUCACUUGAUGGAUGUAAACCCUAAAUUGGGCCCACAAUCUGGUGGUACCCGUCUAUAUUUAAGUGGUACUAAUUUGAAUAUCGGUUCCAACAUUGAGAUUUUCUUGGAUGAGCUGCCCUGUCGUGUGGAACGUUCGUUGGCGAGUAGUAAACAAUUGAGUUGUCGUACCACUCCUGCACCCCAUUCCUCAUACUCUGUCCGACAAUUAAUACUAUGUAUUGAUGGAUCAAACCAUACUCUUUCCCAUCCAUUUAAAUACACAAAAGACCCGACAAUUUACAGAAUCUAUCCGUUGGAGAGUUUUUUCAGUGGCGGUCGACCAUUACUUGUGUCGGGAAGUAAUUUCACAUCAAUACAAUUGCCACGCAUUGCUAUCUUUGAUGAUAAUAGUCUUGUCAAUGAAACGUCGUGUAAUGUAAUUAACUCGACAACGAUGUCGUGUCCGUCACCAAAAAUUAUGGAAGAUCUGGUCAUCCAAAGUCAGUCACGUAAUUACAUCCGCGAUGUUAGCAAUAGUGGACUUAGACUGAGAAUUGGUUUUGUUAUGGACGACGUCCAGUCUGUUCGCGAUUUGCAAGAGUUCUAUCCAACGAUGCCAUCGAAUCUUAUAUAUCUUUCCGACCCAAAGGUGUUUUCAUUUGAUGAAAAUGGUAUCAAAUUAUACAAAGGAGAGUCAUUAGUCAUUGAGGGCGAGAAUCUUAGAUUGGCCUCAACUGAACACGAAGUAAACGUGACGAUAGGCACCCGAACUUGUAAUAUAACAUCUCUUAGUAUGACACAACUGGUUUGCUUUCCACCCGACGUCCAGCCUCUGGGAUCGGAUGAGUUGGGUCGACCUAACGAAAAUGAUUUGCCAACAGUUGUGGUCAAAAUGGGAAAUCUUCGCUAUGAUAUCGGUUACUUGCGCUACGAAGUUUCAGCCGCCUAUGAAUUGCCUCCACUAGUAAUCGGUUGUUUCGUGGCUGCCGGUGCUGUACUCAUGUUAUUGAGUCUAAUAGUUUUAGCUAUUUUCAAGCAUAAGAGCUCUCAGGCUGAGCGCGAGUAUAAGCGGAUCCAAUUGCAAAUGGAUACUCUCGAGAACAGUGUCCGAUCUGAAUGCAAACAGGCGUUCGCCGAAUUGCAGACCGACAUGACUGACCUCAAUAAUGAUUUACAGACCACUGGUAUCCCUACCCUUGACCACAGGGCUUACAUUAUUAAAGUUUUCUUUCCCGGUUUACCCGACAAUGGAAGUCCUCUUUCAAGUGACUACAAACACUCAAAUGGCAAUCCAUAUAAUAGUGAGGAGUCGAUGGCACACUUCGAGCAACUCAUAUAUAACCGUAACUUCCUUUUGGUGUUUAUUGAGACACUGGAAAACCAGAAAUCAUUUACCAUUCGUGAUAAAGUUAAUGUGGCAUCACUUUUGAUGAUUAUUUUGAUGGAGAAAAUGGAUUACGCCUUUGAUAUUCUUCGGGAACUAUUAAUAAGACUUAUCCAAAAGUAUGUGUCCUCCAAACAUCCGCAACUAUUGCUUAGACGUACGGAAUCGGUGGUUGAAAAACUGUUGACCAAUUGGAUGUCACUUUGCAUGUAUAAAUACAUCAAUGAAGUGGCCGGUAGUUCACUGUUUUUGUUAUUCAAUGCCAUUAAACAUCAGAUAGAAAAAGGACCCAUAGAUUAUGUGACACAUGACUCGAGAUACUCCCUGUCCGAGGAACGGUUACUCCGUGAACAGGUUGACUAUAUGACAGUAGUUAUUCAUGUUAUUCAAGAGGGAACGGCAGAAAAAAUUCAGUGUCGAGUCCUUAAUUGCGAUACUAUAAGUCAAGUGAAGAGUAAAAUCAUUGACACUAUCUAUAAAAAUGUAACUUUUUCUCAACGGCCGACAGUCAAUGAGGUGAACCUCGAGUGGAGACACGGAAGAGGUGGUCAUCUAAUUCUUGCCGAUGAAGAUUUGACUACUAAAGUGAUAAAUGGUUGGAAACGAUUAAAUACUUUAAGUCAUUAUGGCAUCAAAGAUAUGGCUGUAAUGGGUCUCAUAAUUAAGGAAAGGCGUUCCAGUAAUCAUUUGUAUGAAACCAUACCAUCCAACAGUCCUACACAUUCGCCGUCUCACCGAAACAUAUAUAAUACAUUAACAAACAACUAUUCAAACCACUAUUCCAGCAAUUAUUCACAUUAUUACAGUACUAUUAACAGCAAUAGUACCCGUGUAUGUGAUGAUAGUCGGGUGCGCACCUGGCAUCUGGUCAAGCCUUUCGAUGACAACCAUACCGACAACUCCAAGGAUCAGUUGCACAAACAGAUACCAGAAAUCUAUUUGACGCGACUUUUGUCAACAAAGGGCACAAUCCAAAAAUAUGUCGACGAUUUCUUGUCCACAAUAUUGACAGUCAAUGAUAAGCUGCCACUCGCUGUCAAAUGGCUGUUCGACUUACUGGACACCGCAGCCGCCAAUUACGGCAUCACUGACCACGAGGUGAUCCACGCGUGGAAAAGCAAUAGUCUUCCGCUCCGAUUUUGGGUGAAUUUAGUCAAAAAUCCCGACUUUUUGUUUGACAUCGAAAAGUCUUCAUCAGUGGACGCCUGUCUAUCUGUGAUCGCACAGACUUUUAUGGACUCGUGUUCAACACAAGAGCACAGACUGGGAAAGGACUCGCCUUCCAAUAAAUUACUGUUUGCAAGGGAUAUACCUGUCUAUCGGAAAAUGGUAUCCAAAUACUAUGCUGACAUCGCAUCGUUGCCGCCAAUACAUGAGUCGGAUGUCGUCGCCAACAUGAAUGCCAUAUCACAGUCUUAUGCCGGUGAAGUUGACACAUAUAACGCUUUACGGGAACUUUAUAUCUAUGUUUCACGAUAUAGAGAACCAUUGUUUGAAGCCCUGUGCUGUGAUCCACAGAGUCAGCGACAGCACCUACAUCUCAAAUUAGAGACCAUUGCCUUUUCAAUGGGCAGUCAGGAAACUAUGUUAGUCUAAUCAACUGUUAAAUUGAUUGAUUAAUAAAUAGCUUAGUCUUUUGAGAAGUUUAUUUAA
Molecule: messenger RNA, 6500 nt
Organism: Oppia nitens
Lineage: Eukaryota; Metazoa; Arthropoda; Arachnida; Sarcoptiformes; Oppiidae
Product: plexin-B-like
Exons: 18
Coding region: 483-6443 (1986 amino acids)
Biological process (GO): regulation of GTPase activity; negative regulation of cell adhesion; semaphorin-plexin signaling pathway involved in axon guidance
Cellular component (GO): semaphorin receptor complex
Molecular function (GO): protein binding; semaphorin receptor activity
Source: RefSeq, a predicted model, not a curated record